Messenger RNA from Schistosoma mattheei, 1056 nucleotides. NCBI's taxonomy places the organism in Eukaryota, Metazoa, Platyhelminthes, Trematoda, Strigeidida, Schistosomatidae. The record is from the annotation of a GenBank genome assembly.
AUUUUUUCGAUUAGAGUUAAAAUUUUAAUUCCAAUAAAUACUUUUGCAGGUUAUUUAGAUCUUACAUUCCUUCAAUCAAAUAAUGAAUAGAGUUCUGAUGGAACGUUGUGUUCAAUGGUGUUGGAUAUAAAGUAAAAUCACCGACAACAAUAGAUGAUAAUUGGAUAAUAUCACGAAUUGAGUGAAUUGAAAGAUAUAUGGUGAGACAACACGUGGACGUAAUUAGGGAGUUUCCAGAACAUCCCGAAAAGUACGUAUUUAAAUAUUCUUCUAUUAACCUUUCGUCAAGCCAAAUGCAGGUCUUAUCAUUGUGUCCCAAGUUCUGUAACAGCACCUCCAAAACCAAUAGACUUCAUACUCAAAUGCAAUUCGAAAAUCUAUCAAACCAAACUCAUGAUCAUGUGCCGACAUCCCCACAAGAUCUUCAGCAUUUUAAAUCCACAUUAGUAGAUUGUAGUCAUGGAUACAUUAAUAUACAAUGUGGUAAGAAUAACUUAUUAACUAAGAACCAUUUGGACCAGUUAAUGCUCCUGAAAACUAAUAAAAAUUUGAUUCCAAAUAAACCUUACAAAGGAACUGGUGUAGUACUACUUGACCGCCAAGAAUAUUUGGAUAAAAUGAGGUUAAUCCUAGAGGAUGUUACUAAAUUUUCCAAACCUAAAGGAGGAGUUGACAAAACACUGCAAAUUGAAAAACAGCUAACAGAUGUUGUCAAAAAUCUUAAGAAUAAGAGGAUAAUAACCCCAGACUUAUAUGAUCACAUACUUCCGAUGGGUUCGAUCAUCCCGCGCUUAUAUGGACUACCGAAAGCACAUAAACCUGGUUUACCGUCACGACCUAUUUUGGAUAUGUCGAGUUCAUCAUAUCAUCGAAUCGCCCAAUGGUUGGCUGAAAAAUUGGAACCAGUUAGAAGGCAAGUAUCUAAAUAUUCUAUUCUAUUUAUUGAUCGUAUUAAGGAGGUUAGUACUUCCGGAAAACAAAUGUUCUCGCUUGACGUUAACUCUGUUCACUAGUGUACAUUUAACCGAAACCAUAUGCUAUGUAUGUGACUAUAAU